This is a messenger RNA of Maylandia zebra (zebra mbuna), 2667 nucleotides long. NCBI's taxonomy places the organism in Eukaryota, Metazoa, Chordata, Actinopteri, Cichliformes, Cichlidae. The record is from RefSeq and is a predicted model, not a curated record.
ACAGGAGACUGCUGGAGGACAGAUGAAGAUGGUCCGGUCCUUUCACUGAGGCAGCUGUCUCUGCUAAGCCUUGCUGACAACAUGAAAAAAGUGUGGGUGAAAGACUAUACCGAUAACUACCUGGAUCAAUAUUCAUUCAGAUACAUCAUGGGGCCUUUCAACUUACUCACCAGUGAACUGGUUGAGGAGCUGACAUGCCUGCUGUGCAGCAGAAAGAAGUUGUCCAGGGCAGCCCUCCACCUCCUAUUGGUUCCCCAGCUUCGAGGUCUGUCUCUGGAAAGUUGUCCUGCUUUGGUCACCCCAGCCCUCUGCACUCACAUUGCUGCACGCUGCCAGGAUUUGAGGAGUCUGGAUUUGUCUGGAGCCCAGCAGCUACCUUCAAAGGUCAUUUCCGAAACCCUCCAUGGCCUUCCUGCUUUGCGCUCCCUCUCUCUGACUGGCAUGUCCUGUGACAAGCAUGUAAUCAGAACAAUCGCUCACCGUUGCCGUUUGUUGCGGCAUCUAGAUGUAUCCCACUGUCAUUUGCUUUCCCCAGGUGCAUUGCUUCCUCUUGGAGGUGGGGCUUUCUGCUCAUCCUCAGGCAGUCCCUUUAAAGCUCAGAGUUCUGUUUCCACUUCCUGCUCUGAUCAGUCCUCAUCCUUUCCUGCAACCUUGGCUCCUCUUCCCCUCAGCAGUCUGCUGGCUCUGGAUAUUGGGUUUGGGGUACAAGAGGAAGAACCUGUGGCUGCUGCAGCCUACCUCCUUCUCUUGCUCCCCUCCCUGGAAAGAGUAGCCAUGGAGGGCAUAGAAAAGGCCUGCUGCCUCAUCGAGCACAGAGAGUUCAGCCUGGCAGACGAGUUUACAAGCAGGGAAGGAGUUGCCAAGCUGGAACAGGUUUGGCAGGAAAGAAGGGACAAGGAGGGCAAGGAUAAUUUAAGAAUGAGGAGAGAAAAAACAGCAGUGGAUAGCGAAAAUGAGGAUGAAGAGGAGGAGGGAUAUCAUGGGAGGAGUAUAGGAGUGGGAAGGCAGUCAGGGCAAAAAAGGACACAUCGGUCACAGUCAGACUUUGCCCUGAAACUGAAGGAUGUUAAGGGCUUAACCUUUGACUCUCUGGAUAGUUUAGGUCGUUUAUGUCCAGGCAUUUGCUCCAUGUCUGUGAGUGUUGACAGUAAUGAAAACACUAGAGGAGGAAGCAAGGUAUCUGUGUUAGCCGCGGGCCUCAAAGCCUGGUCCGGUCAGAUGCAGAGACUCUCAGUCCAAUUCCCAGGAAAUCUGGACAACCUCCUUCCCUCUCUGUUAGUUGCAGGGUCCUCUCUGAUUUCUCUUACACUUGAAGGGGUGAAAACCAACUCCUACACCAGACUCCUGCCAGUCAUCAGGGCCUGUCCCAGACUCAGAGACCUGCUCAUUUCUGCUGAGCCUUCUCCCUCCUUCCUACAAAUAGAACAUGAGGAGGAUCAACAGGACAAUGGAGAUCUUCCACGUCUGCCUAACCUUUGCUCUCUCACACUCAGUUUCUCCUAUGAGCACAGCCAAAUAAAGCCUGCCAUGUUCUGGAUGUCCCUGAAGACGGUCCUCAGGUGUCUCCUGACCGGUUCCCCUUUACUGGAGAAGCUCUCACUCGUCUCCCUGCCGUGCCCCUUGGACUACACUUUACAGAGUGUGCUACGCACAGAGAACUAUGAGCCGCGUGCUUCUGCAGAAUCCACAGGCUCACCUCUCGUGCCGCUCGGUCGGGUAUGCCACGUUGAUCUGCAGCGGACAGACGUGACGAUUAGAACAGUGAAGAGUUUAUUACAGCAGAGCAAGAGACUGAAGUAUAUGGAUGUGAGUUGCUGCUGGCAAAUUAGUUGCUCCGAGUGGCUGGCCUGCAAGAAGUGCAGUAAUGUUCAAAUUGUCUGGGCAUAAUGAAGAGAUUACCAGUGGAUUCACGUACAGCAAAUAAAACUACUGUGCACCUUUUAUAGUGUGAGGUUCUACUAUAGCUCUACGAGUUUUGGCAGGUUAUCACAGGUUAUUUUUGCACUGAGAGAACAUAUUGAAAUUACACUUGAUGACUUGUCUUAUAUAAAAAGAGUUAUUACAGUAACUUGGAUACAUUUGAAAAUGUGCUGUAUAAUUUAUACCAUGUUUUAAAUCAUUUGUUAUUGUUUUUCAAACUUAUUAGAAAGUCAAUAUUAAUGUCUUGUCUUUUCAGUAAGCUAUAAAUCUUAUAUUAAAUACCACAUGAGUGGAUUUGUGUAUGACUUAUGAUUUUAUAUCCACUAUCAAUCCACUGCACAUGUCCAAACUAUCUCAGCCUUGCCUCUCUACCUUUGUCUCCAACCCGCUCAGCCUGUGCUGUCCCUCUGAUGUACUCAUUUCUAAUCCUGUCAAUUCUGGUCACUCCCAAUGAAAACAUCUCAGUGCAAACAUCUCCAAACCACCCACCAUAGCAGAUCUCACUACCAUCUUGUAAAUCUUCCCGUUCACUCUUGCUGUUGCCUUUCUGUUAUAAAUCACUCCUGACACUCCACACUGUAUGCUCUCUUUUUCACCUCUCUCUCAUUGCCUUGGAUAUUUGACCCCAAGUAAUUAAACUCGUCCUCCUACCUCUCGCAUAUUAAACUGUUUCCAUCUCAUUCAUACACGUGUUGUGUCUUCGUUUCAAUACCUGUCCUUAAUCACCUGAACUUGCUGCACAUGAUC